This is a messenger RNA of Aspergillus novofumigatus IBT 16806, 705 nucleotides long. RefSeq lists its product as uncharacterized. The transcript has 3 exons. The record is from RefSeq and is a predicted model, not a curated record. NCBI's taxonomy places the organism in Eukaryota, Fungi, Ascomycota, Eurotiomycetes, Eurotiales, Aspergillaceae. The coding region runs from base 122 to 514 and encodes 130 amino acids.
AGCCCACACCGUCCAUUGGUUCGGUAUCUCUGUUCACUGAUGAUAUAUCCCUACCUCCUAGUGUACUGCCCAAUCCGUUUCCAGCCCGAUCAAGAGCCCGCUCAAAUAGCUUAUCUAUAAUAUGACGCGUUCACACAAGCUCAACGGCCGGGAUCACUCAGGACUUAGUGACGGAAUGGCAGCCUCACUUGAGCAUAUCCCUCGGUAUUUUGCGAAAUCUGGACCCAUUGAUGCUGAUCCUAAAAAGACGAAAAAAGAUGGAGGAGGAAAGGGAAACUGGGGCCGCUCUGGCGAGGAAGUCCAAGACUAUGAUUAUACCUUCACGAACGCUCGUCGCCAUUCAAACAGCAGCAGCCAAGGCAUGGCGGAUUUUAGAACGAAGUUCGAGACCAUUGAACCAGAUCCAGUCUUUGAGCAUCGCCUCCACGGUCCACGGAAUGACUCUGUCGAGCAUGGUGACUCAAUGAUCCACGACCAAAAUGAAAGUGGUCAAACUAACAGCAAUGACAUCUAAGACCAGACAGAGGGGGCGGAAUCUGUGAUAACCUGUUAUUAGUGCCGAUACGCUGUUGUCAAGGCACCAUAGUGGGAUUAACCGAGGCGGAUGGACCGGCACUGGAGUGAGUAGUGAAAUGAACGGCUAUAAUACCAAAUCAACACGUCUUCCUUCAAGUUCUUUAUACCGUUGCUAGAUGAACAUUACCC